AUGUCAUUGCUCCUCAUCUUCCCAUCCGGCCGCCUAAAAGUCCACCAAUGUCUCAUGUCGGCCUGCCCACGAGCCUACGCGGGCAGACUGACAACCUCCAAAGCCCGAGCAGACAUCUCUCCUGUUGUCGUCAACAUCCUCAGCAGCAGCAGCAGCAGCAGCAGCAGCAGCUUCUUCACCCAGCGCCGCUUCCAUGGCGGCAGCAGAGAGCGCAAGGCCCAGCGCAGGGGGAAACUCAGCCGGCCCGGCCGCGAGCAGAUCCGCGCCAAGAGGGCCCAGCUUGCCCGCGAGAGGAGAGACGCGGCGGCGGUAGCGGUCUUGUCUCCGCCGCCAGACAACAGGUUCAUACCGGCCGUGCUGAACCCGCAGGACGGGCGCGUGCGGAUCUGGGACGAGGCGGCGCGGCAGAGGGAGGCGGUGUUGGCUGCGAGGGCGAGGAGGCGGGCGCGGGUGGCGGAGGCGGAGGCUCGGUUUGCGGGGCUGGGGUGGGGGGAUCGGAUUGUUGUGGUGGAUUUGUAUAACUUUGUGGGAUCGAAGCCGUCGGUGCAGGAUCUUCAUGGGAUCCUUUCCUCGGCUCGGAAAGGUCGGGCUGUGAAGAUUGGGGUGCAGGACGCAGACAAGGAAGAUAGUAAAGACGGCGGAAUCGUGGGGCUCUGGAGAUUGAUGCAAGGGAGAGGGGGGGGGGGGAGGAGGAGGAGGAGGAGGAGGAAGGAGAUGAGGAAGCUGGGUGACCUCACCACGCGCGUGAUCAAGCGGCUGGGCCAUCUCGCGGCUGUGCGAGGGUGCGAGGUGCUCGUCAUGGUAGAGGGAGAGGCGCGCAACAUGGAGGCGCCGCGCGGUGUCGGGCUCAUCCGUGCACGGCCCGUCGCGGGCAAGGAUGUGGGUGACGAUGCCAUUGUCGAGUAUGUCGAGGGGCUUCUCCUGGAGGGGGGAGGAGGGGGAGGAGGAGGAGGGGUAGUGCCCUACCGUCUGGUCCUGGUCACGGCGGAUGUGGCACUGAGGGAACGCGUGGCGCUGGAGGUGAUCAAGAGGGCGCCGGAGUGGCUCUGGCGGGAGCUGGACGAGCUGGGGGGCGAGCUUGAUGAUGGCGCUUUGAUGUUUUCUGGGGUGGAGAAGAAGAAUGGUGAGGGUGUGGGGAGGGCGGAGUCCAGGGCGAUCGAUGCUGGGACUCCAGUGGUUCGUGGUGGAAGGGAACGCGAUGGCGUGAGUUGGGCGCUGGGGGUUUGGGCCAACUUGAGGCAGCUUUUUCCUGCCAGCUACUUUGCUACCUUCAUCACGCGUGUCCUCCGAGGGCCGUGGGGUUGGGCAACGCGGGGAUAUCUGGGUGCGCAGGACGGGCGACCUCAAGCCACAGUCACAAAAGCCUGGAGUCACAAGAAGAGGCAUCAAGCACAUAAGAAGCACCAAUAA
This is a messenger RNA of Cryphonectria parasitica EP155, 1410 nucleotides long. RefSeq lists its product as uncharacterized. Bases 1 to 1410 code for a protein of 469 amino acids. The transcript has a single exon. The record is from RefSeq and is a predicted model, not a curated record. NCBI's taxonomy places the organism in Eukaryota, Fungi, Ascomycota, Sordariomycetes, Diaporthales, Cryphonectriaceae.